CCCAAACUUUAGAGUCACCUGAACACCCAGCUUCUUUCUUCACCUCUGCACUUGCCAUCAGUGAGGCCACUCUCUGUUAAGGUUUCAAUACAUGCAAUUUAAAUAUUCACACAAGACGUGUCCAUUAAAAAAAUGAAAGGGUGACUUCUACAUCAAUUGUUAACAGGGAUCUCAGCAUUGGACUGUUUUGGUGUUGGGCUUUUCGGCUGAGCAAGUAGAUGUGCUUCUGGAACAACAGGCCUAAGAAAUGGGAUUUUGCAAAGGAAAUAUCUGGAAAAAAGUACUAGAGGAAAUAUAUCUAUCAUUUUCAGAGAGACUGAAGCCUCUCAGCGAAUGACAGCACAUGAAAUGCCAUUACGGUGGGAGUGAAGGGAAGGAAGAAAGGAGGGAUGGAUGGUGGAUCCCCAUAGUAUAAUAUGGUAGGUCCACCAAGUCGUGAAAAGACGUGGCGCUUGCUGUCCCCUAGGAAACUGGCCUCCCAAUGGGACAGUGUUAAGCAUGGGUUUUUUACUACCACUGCUCCUUUGAUGCCUCUCAUGUCAGGUGGAAAUAGCCUGCAGAAAAGGCUGACACGAAGAAGCAUGACGUGAGAACCAAAUGGCUAGAUCUUUUACUUGGGACAGGAGUCAUGUUGACUUAUACACCAUCCCAUCAUCCUAAACAAUUGCAAAACUGUCAAAUAACAAAAAUCAAGUGCUGCCAUCCACUCACACCAAAUUCCUGGCUCAGCAGAAGGCCUCUGCACACAGCCCUGGGGACACCGCCAUGAGACAAAACUCGCCGCCCCCCCUCCCCCCCCCCCAGCACAGCCAUGAAAGGCUUUGAGCUCAGCCUCCAAAACUGCAAAGCACUUGUUUUGUUGUGUGUGGACAAUGCUUUAAUCUGCCGGGCAAAAGCUGGAUGUUGCUCUCUUUUAUUCUGGCUGCACACAAUUGCAACACUCAAAAAGAAAAGCCCCUUGCCCCCCCGAUACCUGCUGCUCCUCCGAACUGCUGACGCCUGGGUGGGCAGCCCCAAGGCGGGGCCAUUGGGAUUUAUUUAGUUCACUGCUGCAGAUGAUGCCUUUAGUGCCACAAUCUGCCCUGGAGUCAAGUCCUAAUCAUCUGGGGGGGUGAUUAUGUUCAGUUCUUCCUCCCCAAACCCCCCAGACAUAAUUCAGAUCCAAACUGGAGAGACAAGCAGGCACACAAGAGGGGAACCCGGCACCGCACAGCCCCCCCGAAGCCAUGUACAGGAGCAGCUUCCUCCGCGAGGUGCGCAAGGAGAAGUAUGAGCGGUCAGAUGCCUACGAUGAGCUGCGAGGCUCCCCAGAAUUUGACAGUUUGGCCCAAGCCCGGGGCCUGGAGAACCUGCAGGAGCUCAAUGAGCGCUUUGCCAGCUACAUCAACCGGGCGCGUGUGCUGGAGCAGCGCAACACCAUCCUGCGCAAGCAGCUGGAGACCUUCCAGCGCAUGGACGAGCUGGUGGGCUUGGACGAAGCCUUCGCCGGGCAGAUUGAGUUCAACCGCCAGCGAAUGCGGGAGCUGGCAUCUGACCGAGCCAAGCUGGAGCGGGAGGAGAAGGAUGCUCAGCGCAUGCUUGAUGAGUACCGCAACAAGUAUAGAAAUGAACGUGAAUAUCAGCAGAAGCUAAAAGAAACCCUUGAACGCCUUAAUAAGGAAGCUGAUGAAGCACUGCUGUGUAACCUGGAGCUGCAGAUUGAGUCCCAGUUCCUGCAGGAUGACAUUAAUGCCACAAAGGACAGAUACAAGAAGAAUCUUAUGGAAAUCCAGACCUAUGUCAAUGUUUUGCAGCAGAUCAUCCAGACAACACCUCGCGUGUCCCCUAUAACCACUGGCAUAUGUGAGGAAAAACUGAUAGCAGAGAGGAGGAUCCCUGUUCUGCAGAGCCAGCUGGAGGAAUACAAGAGCAUCCUCUGCCAGCUACAGGCGCAGAAAUACAAACUGCAGACAGAGACAGCCAUGCUGGAGCAAGCGAUUAAAAACACCCAGGAGAGUUAUGACGAUGAAAUUCAGCUUUACAAUGAGCAGAUUGAAAACCUUAGGAAGGGGAUAGAGGAGGCCGAGAGAACCUUGGAGAAGUACACGACCGACUGCCGCCAGCUGGUGAUCUACCAGCAGUCCCUGGAGAACGAGCUGGAACGGUACAAACGUAUCAUCGAGAACGAGGACAGCCGGUUAAACUCCGCUAUAGCAGGAACGCCAGUCACACUCUUCACGCAGAUCUAUAGGCCUGUCCAGCCUCCAGCUUCGAGGGGAAGAGAUAUCACCCAGGCUGUGCAAGACAUUGCCAGUGUAAAGCCCAGACAAAAAGCUCUGACAAAGAAAAUUGCCAGGAAAAAGGAGCUGAUGUCUAAAGACAUAACUGACGGUCUCUCGCCUGAAAGAAUGUAUGAAAGAACUCUGGAAGGUUUUGACCAAGAUCCGCUGGAGUUUAGGCAUGAAGGCUCAGUCACAUGUGAAUCCAGGCAGGAAGGAUUAGAACUCGAAAAAGAAGCAGGCCCAGAGGACGUACCUGAUGGAGCCCGCAUAAGUAAAGCCUUCGAUAAAUUGUGUAACAUUGUGAGGGAGAAAAUAAGAGUCUGCAAGAGACCAGAGCCUAAACCUGAUACCCAUCCUAAGGGGCGUUACGUGCUGGUGACAGGGGAGGAAGGCUAUGAAGAACCUUGCAUCCUGGCCCCUUCCAUCCCAGCUGGGGGAGGCAUCACAGUUUCCACCGGCAACGGGAAGGUGAUGAACGGUGGUGAUGUGGAACCCAUACCAGAGCUGCCAGAACCUGCUGAACCAUCAGAAAAAGAGAAAGGGGCUAUCUAUGAAAGGAGAGAAGAGUUUGAACUCCAAGAGGAAGAGAAAGAAGAUGUGCUUGAAUGGGGCAAAAAAGCAAGAGGAAAAAUUGAGCAAAUCACAACGUAUCCAGACAUCUCUGAGCCUGAGACAGUUCCUUCCCCUGGUUUGGUAAGCCCAACUGAGCCAGGUGUCCUUCGAGAGGCAGAAUAUGACCGAGAAGAUAAGCAGGGCCUUUUAUUCAGGGAAGCAGGCUUGCCUGGCUCAAUGAGCUAUGAGAAGGUGGAGGUGGUAGAGUCCAUUGAGAAGUUUUCAGAUGACAGGAUUCAGACGUACGAAGAGACAGCGAUGAUUGUGGAGACAAUGAUAGAGAAGACAAGCAAGAAGAAAACAGGUGACAAAGGCUCUUAAGUGACACCCCCCCACCCACCCCGAUAGUCAACUUGUCUGGCAUAGUUAUUAAAUGACUGUGGUUGUUUGUGUUUUGUUUUUUGUUUUUUUUUUUUUUUUUUUUUUUUUUUUUCCUGACCGAAUGAUACAGUAGUGAGGUUUUUGCUGUUUGGUAUGGAACAGAUUGAUACCGUGAUGGUAAUUCUGUCUGAUGUAGGCUCACCUUUGGUGCAACGACCACUAAAGUGCUCCAGGGCAACAAGUAAUAGGUACAUCCUAUGCAACUGAUUUUCAUGAUUAGGACAAGUUGAAAGUAAUUAUUAUUAAUUACAGAGCUACCUGGCUUUCCACAGUAUCUGGAACGAAUCUGCGUAUUCCUCUACUGCUCCUAUAGCUGCCGUACGAUUCCCCAUCUCUCAGACAGCUGCAAAUGUUAACUUGUGACAUCUGGUUCAUUUAAUAAAAGUUUUGCCUUCUAAUGAAGA
Messenger RNA from Falco peregrinus (peregrine falcon), 3658 nucleotides. It is a transcript of the gene BFSP1, whose product is annotated as beaded filament structural protein 1. Gene Ontology annotation, biological process: lens fiber cell development. The record is from RefSeq and is a predicted model, not a curated record. The transcript has 8 exons. Gene Ontology annotation, cellular component: cytoplasm; intermediate filament. Gene Ontology annotation, molecular function: structural constituent of eye lens. Lineage: Eukaryota; Metazoa; Chordata; Aves; Falconiformes; Falconidae. The coding region runs from base 1227 to 3194 and encodes 655 amino acids.